AUGGAGUCAGGCAUCUCACAGGCCUUCCAGGAAGUGCUCACCUGCCCCAUCUGCUUGGGCUGCCUUACAGACCCAGUCACCACAAGCUGUGGCCACAGCUUCUGUCGGGCCUGCCUCUGCCUUUCCUGGGAAGACCUGCAAGUUCCUGUCCACUGUCCCACGUGUAGGCAUCCAUCCCAGCAAAAGGACUUCAGAACCAACCUUGUUCUGAAGAAGCUGGUGAACAUUGCCAGACAGGAUAUCCUCAUGAAGUACCUGAGCUCUGAGGAGAACAAGUGUGUGACCCACAAGGAGGCAAAGAGGAUCUUCUGUGAGGAGAACAGGGUCCUUCUCUGUCAAUUGUGCUCUGAAUCUCAGGAGCACAAGGGUCACAGACACUGUCCCACUGAAGCAGCUUCUGAGGGGCAAAUGGAGAAACUUCUAAAGCAAAUGGCAUCUUUAUGGGAGAAGAUCCAAGAAAAUCAAGAGAAUCUAGAAGCAGAGAAGAGAAUGCCAACACAGUGGUUGGACUACGUGACUCUUCGGAAAGAAAUGAUCAGGACAGAGUAUAGGAAAGUACAUCCAGUCCUCUAUGAAGAAGAAAAGCAACAUAUAGAGUGUAUGGAAAAUGAAGGCCAAGCUCUUUUAGAGAAACUCUGGAAAAGUGAAGCCUUGAUGGUCCAAAAGAGGAAUCAACUAAUAGAAAUGUAUCGGGAGCUGAUGACAAUGUCCCAGCAGCCAUAUGUGGUGCUGCUCCAGGAUUUGGAAGACAUUUUGAGAAGGAGUGAGUCAAUGCAGCUCUGCAUGCCCCAGGUGAUGAAACCAAAGCUCAGUGCCCUGCGCAUCACUGGACUGAUUGAGAGGUGCAAGUGCUUCCUAGUGGUCAUUUCAUUUGGAACUACAAUCUUAGCCCGUGACAAGACCCCAUUUGAUGUUGUGAGAAGAUUCAUCUUUAGACCUCACCAUCAGGAGACAUCUGUGAAAUCAUCUCAACACUAUUUUCCCGCCUGGGGAUCACAGAGCUUCACCUCUGGGAAAUAUUACUGGGAGCUGAAUUUAGUAGAGUCUUUGGACUGGGCUGUAGGAGUCUGUAAAGAUGGCAGCCAAGAGACUGAACCUGAGGGUGUAUUUCUCCUUGUGUGUGUGAAGCAGGGUAACCAGUACAGUCUCCUCACCACCUGCCCAGAAUCUCAACACUAUAUAGAGAAGCCAGUGGGCCGGGUUGGUGUGCUCCUUGAUUGUGAGGGUGGAUGUGUGAGUUUCCUGGAUGUAGCCAAGAGUUCCCUCAUAUACAGUUACCCUCCUGGCACCUUCAAUUACCCUGUCAGGCCUUUCUUCUGUUUUGGCGACAGAUUGUCAUAG
Messenger RNA from Psammomys obesus (fat sand rat), 1341 nucleotides. RefSeq names its product tripartite motif-containing protein 43-like. The transcript is spliced from 6 exons. Bases 1 to 1341 code for a protein of 446 amino acids. Gene Ontology annotation, molecular function: zinc ion binding; protein binding. Lineage: Eukaryota; Metazoa; Chordata; Mammalia; Rodentia; Muridae. The record is from RefSeq and is a predicted model, not a curated record.